Messenger RNA from Opisthorchis viverrini, 1965 nucleotides. RefSeq lists its product as hypothetical. Gene Ontology annotation, cellular component: nucleus. Gene Ontology annotation, biological process: snRNA export from nucleus. The record is from RefSeq and is a predicted model, not a curated record. Lineage: Eukaryota; Metazoa; Platyhelminthes; Trematoda; Opisthorchiida; Opisthorchiidae. Bases 1 to 1041 code for a protein of 346 amino acids. The transcript has 6 exons.
AUGUCGUAUCGCACUCAGGCGUUACCCAAUUCUUCAGAUGAAGGUUCAGACGGCGGAGAGGAAGAUAUAUUCUGGAAGAGGAAACCUCCGCACGCUCAGAAAAGAGCAGCCACAAACAGCGAUGUCACGAUGGUCCAGGCAACUUCAAAGCGACCGAGAAACCAUGUUUGGCUGAACGUUCUGAAUGAAUGCGCGUUGGAUGAGGCCCUAUCAGGUGCAAACUUUCAUGAGAAACGGGAUACGUCAAGAGGUGUUGAAAGCUAUCUGGUGCAGUCAGACACCGAUGAAGUGGAUAAUAAUAUAGAACGGGAAUUUAGGUUGUCUUGUGAUAAACCCGCAAACCGCUUUUCCGGACGGCUGCCUCCUAGGCGCUGGGAUCCCUCAAUUUCCAGAAAACAUGUGAGCGUAAAUUUUGAUAGUCCGUCGGAUGCAGUCAAGGCAGCGCUUGUAGAAUUGUUGAAUGAACCUAAUGACGUUCUGAUAGGUCAAAUUGUUGAUGUUCUGGGUGUCCAGAGGUCUUUGGAGUUCUAUUUUCUGACAGAAGAUGUUGAAGAGGCCGGUGGAAUAUAUUAUGCGGAUGGAUCACAACGAAGAUCCCGAGGUGGAGUGUUCCUGAACCUCAUAAAAAGAUCGGAUGAAGUCACGGAAGAUGAGAAAAAGGCCAUGUUCGCAUUGAGUAGGAGGAUAAAGGACCGGAUCAAAAGGAAACGGAAACAACUAAAGCAAGCCAAAGAAAAGCAACUCAUCGCAAGCUCCGUGACUCUCAGUGAUGUGAGCGUGGAAAUAAGUGAAAUCGAAGAUGUGGAAGCAACAACCCGAGUCCCCGCAAAUUUCGAGGAUGAAGGUAGUCCGCAAGCGAUGGAUUUCAAGGCCGGGCAUAACAGCGAAGCGCCUAAUCACGGCUUGGUCAAUGAAGAAAAUCCGACCGGUUAUUCCACUUCCUUCUCCGUGAAAAUGCACCCGGUUGACCCACGCAUGGAUGAAUGUGAGGAAGGUGAACUGACCUCUACAGAAAGUGAAGAUGAAUCCACUCAGAGCUGAUUCUUGUGAUAUUUAUUGAUUUUCGUUGUUAUUCUACCGAAUCAAAUGUACAAAAUCAUAAAAACAGAAAGGAAAGAAAUUAUAUCAAAUAAUUUUCAUAGCAAAUGGCAUUUCUGAACCAGUGAAGCACCGAUCAACAAAUCCAUCACGUUAGUGUUGGUCAGUCGAGCGGGGAGAAUUGUCCCAAUGUGAUUUUUGCGGAAGAAACCGUAGGAAUUGCACCGACGGAGUUCUUCCUCUGCUUCGUGGUAUGUAUUCUCCGUACAAAUGGCGUCGGACGCACUAACCCACAUCCCACCGCCACAGGCAGCAGGCCCGUCAAGGCCAUCUGAGGCACCGGCAAGAAGUCCUAUAUCAACGGACGUCGGUAACUCGGAACCCUGCAUCAAUUCAAACCAUCUGAUUGCCGCUGACAAGGCCAAAUGGCUGCAUCGUCCACCUACAGAAGUGCUCGGGUUGAUCUUGUGAGGAACAACAACCGUGGCUUCCCCUCCCAAGAGGAAGACAAUCCCACCAUAAGCGUUCUUAGGCGCCUUAGCCAGGGUCGAAGCAACUUGUAAACACGCCUUGAGUACAAAGCUGGUCUGUGCAAGGUUGCUACCGGAUUUUGUUGCCGUUUUUGUCAGUUGAGCCAGUAGGUCUUGGAGUUUUUCGUCGCUUUUCCCGGCUUCCUGAAAGCAAAACGAACCAAAUAAAAAGACUAUCCGAAUGGGAUGGGUGUAGCAAUACAGUUUUCACGUGACGAUAGAUCUAACUUGACCUGGUCAGCUUCUUCGAACGUUUUACUCAUGGUUUAUCAAUUAUUACGAUUUUACCCAGAUCUUAUGGACUCCACAAAUAUGGUGAACAUGGAAGGUACGUUAGCCAUCACUCCGAUUAUAAGCGCUCGAUACACAUGAGUUAUUCUGAGAGCGAAACAAAUAU